UGCUACAGAGCGGACGUAACGCUGUAGCACUCGCGUAGACCUUGACACAAAUAAGCACUAUUCCACGCGAAUUUGUUUCGUUUGUGAAAAUCUCAAAAACACGAAUAAUUCCGUGUCUGUGUUUGUGAUUGUAUGCAGAUAAGAGUUGAAACCGGAAAUGUGCUGACAGGGUAAACAAAAUGGCCGUCGAAUUGAUAGUAUUGGCGCUUUGCAUUUCAACGGCGACCGCUGCGAAAUGUACAACUGGCUUCUCAGUGGUAGCCCCAGAGGUAGCAGUACCAGGCAAGACAACAGCAGUGCUUGUCACACUUCACGGCAGAGAGGGUGCUGAAUUGGAUCCCCUAAAUGUCACUGUCAAGUUGGAAACUCAAGACAUUCAUAAUGACGUUAAAUUACUGAUGACAGCCAGUCAAAUGAUAACAGGUUACGGCAUCAUUCCACUCAAGAUUCCUUUAUCGCCAGCAUCACACUGCACUCUUCACACGACGGUAGGCUGUGUCGGCAUCGAAGAGUGUACUGCCAAAAGCCAUAGUGUUAUCAAGCUUCUGGGCCCUGUGCGUGAUGUAAUCGUCAGACCUGCUCGACACCAUUAUAGACCCGGGGAGACCAUUACAUUCUGGAUAUUGGCGUUAGACCACGACCUACGUUUGGUGCGAAAUGAACUUGCGUACGUCGCAUUGAAAAACCCGGCCGGCACCAAAGUGGCAAUAUGGGAGCAGUUGUCUCUGGAUGAGGGUGUUCGGAAACUGACAGCCAUCAUUGCGGCCGGUGCCCAAACCGGUACUUGGACAAUUGAAGCUGUCUGCGGUGGUGGUUCAGCGCAUGUGGAACUGUCCAUUGGGUCUGGACCAGGUGCAACGACACCAGCAACACCUGCAGCAGAACAACACUCUGUAGAACUUAAGUUUGCUGACAGUAUGCGACGGAGAUACAAACCUGGUUUACCAUUUGUUGGAAGGGUAGAAGCAGUGAGCACAGAGAAGCGAGUUCGAGUCCGGGUAAAGUUAUACGAUGACGAAACUGAUAUAUACAGCCAGGAUAUCGACAUGUCAACGGGCGAGGGUGGAUUUAUUGUGCCCACUGUCAUGGCCGAUGCACCGUUUGUUAAUUUACAGGCCGAGUUAGUAGCGGUGGAAGGAAAGGAAAUAGAAUCUCACUACGUUCUAGCGCGAGAACGGAUUCGUCGCUGGAAUUCAACGUCUAAGUGUUAUCUGCUUGUGGAAAACUUACCAACUCCAUUACAAGCUGGAGGAGUAGCGAGUGCCAGUGUUUGGUCCUCGUGUGGUUGUCGGCAGCGCCUGCUAGCGGCUGUUACAAGUGGAGGUCGUGCUGUGCACUGGGCGGCGGUACCAGCACCCACACGGAACCAUAGCGAUCUUUGCCGAUUCAACUAUACAUUCCCCGUGACAGCUGACAUGGCGCCAGUUAGCUCUCUACUCGUCUACUACGUAACAGAAAGCGGCGAACCAGUCAGUGAUGUGGCCAGUUUUCAUGUGAAGCUUCUGCAUAAAGAGGUGGCAGUGGCAAUUGAGGAAAGACGAUGGUGGUAUCCAAGGGCGAGUCUCCAGCUAAGAGUCUUGGCUCCCCCCGACUCCAUGAUGUGCUUGAUUGGAGCUCGCACCCCAACUGAUUCUCGAUUCGAUGGGCAUUCUUCUUCAUCAGAACACGAAGAUCUACCAGGACCGGAGUUCGUAUCAGCUGGCGUGUCACUUUUCGUGGGUGGUGGCGCGUGUGGAGGUGGCGUCUUAUACCGACAGAGAACACCUCAAGUUCGGUCUCCAGCUCAUCUAGUACCACCAGCCACGCAUGAUAGACUCUGGAUGUGGAAAUGCUUUAAUUACACGACACAGCUAUCGACUGAUGGCGUCACAAUCGCGGCGCCAUCGGAAGCCGGUCGCUGGUCACUCUGGGCACUUUCUCUUUCGAGCCGAGGUCUUCGAUUUUCUGCUCCGAAGACCAUCAACGUCUUCCGACCUAUACAACUGGACUUCGCCCUCCCUCCAGCCCUAAAAGUUGGCGAAACUGUCGAAGUGGAUGUGAAGAUAACGAACAAUAUUAACAAUUGUAUGGAUGUCACCGCGCUUUUAGCAUUAAGUGCUGGAGCUGCGUUUGCCAGUACUGGGGCUCUUUAUGUCACCGAAAGACUUCGGUUGGGACCUCGCGGCGGCACCCAACUUGUUGUAAGAGUCGCUGUAAAUACACCUGGAAGGAAGAAUAUUACAGUUGAAGUAACCGGAUAUAGUGCUGACAACUGUUCAGUCUCAUAUACCUCCUUCAACAAUGAAACACUUGUGGGUUCUGUUAUACGAUCAGCUAGUGUUCUGGUCUUGCCGGAAGGUCUGCAUAGAAGCGAUACGCAGAGUGCAUAUUUCUGUGCUAAUGAACACCUGGCUGUAUCAUCUCGCGGUUCAUGGGAGUGGCAAUGGGUGGCUGCGCCGAGGAACCGGGCAGGGUUAGUCCUUGAACUAAGAGCUCAAGGCUCGGCUCAUGUGGCAUUGUCCACUACGCAGGAAGCAUCUGAUGAUAUGUAUCGAGUCGUGUUUGAGAGGAGUCGAGUCUGGAUCGCUAAAGGAAAACAUGGUUAUGACGUCCAUCUAGCAAGAGCGGAACAGACAGAAACAGACGACGAAUGUUCUGGAACAUCAUGGUGCGCGUUUUGGGUCUGGUGGGAAGGGGGCAGACUCUCGGUUGGGAAAGGAGCGUCGCCAAAUGAAAGGCCAUUACUCGUAUGGCCUUUGCCGAGUGAUAUGCGGAUUAAAUAUGUCGGCUUCAGCGCUUUGUGGGGCGAUAAGGCUGAUUUCAGAAUAUGGAACUUCAACGAAGAAGCCGGCUUCUCCCAAGUAUUGGAGCUAGGUCUCCCUCACGGCGUAGUCCCUGGUUCAGCAUCUGGCACUCUCCUUGUUUCUGGAGGUCUACAUCUUCCUCUGUACAGCCAAACAGACUCCUCAGACCAGUGGGCAGUUGUGUGGAAGGAUUCACAAUUGUCAGCCGCUUCAGCAAGUUUAGCGCCAUUAUUGGCUUUAGAGCAUAUUCCACAUUUGGUAGAAGAUGCGGAGAAAGAGAGGAUUUUGCAAAAACUACCUGAACAGGUGCAAAUCUUGCUAUCAUUCCGCAAAAGCGAUAAUUCCUUCAGCGACCAUCCAUCAGUCAGCAGUCACGUAUCCACAGUGAAAAUCCUAGAAAUUCUCAACAAAAUACAAUCAUACUACCCGAUAGAUCCUAAUUUACUACAGUCUAUCAAAACUUGGGUACAAAAACGCCAAAGACCAGAUGGCUCAUUUACUCCUUUAGCUGCUGAUAAAGAAGUAGAUUAUUAUCCGGUUGAGUUCAAAUUUAACGAAACGGAUGUGAACGAAUAUUAUUAUGAUAAAGAUGGAAAUAUGACAGAAGAUGAAAUUAAUGCUGAGAGGACGGUUGAAGUCACCGCUGAAACUUUGGUGGCGUUGCUGGAGAUUGGUGUGGAAAAUCAGUUGGACGCAGAUGUAGCACAAAAGGCUCAGCAAUACUUGGAGAAGAAUCUGCACAAACUGACGUCACCAGCCGCGCUUGCCGCUACAGUACUAGCUUUAGUUCUGGCCAGGAGUCCAAUAGUACCAGAAGCUCUAAUAAUUCUAAGAAAUGCCUCGACGACCGCGGAGGGUGAGUUCGGAUGGCCUCCGCCACGGAAGGACGCCGCAGAUUGGCUCCUCGAAGAAUCGUCCAGGAAUAUCAAGACUACUUCAUAUGAAGCCGUAUCAAUGGAACAAUAUGUAGCGGGUGUGAGAGUGUUGUUAACUGCGUGCGCACGUGGCGCUCUAGCUGAAGGAGAAGCGGCUGCCCGGUUCCUCUACUACAGAGCAUCUACUCUCCAACGUCAUCCCAGCCUCGCCUACAUUGCCACUAAGGCCGCUGCACAAUAUGCUGCCCUUGCGCAUGACAGACACCGGGCUCUAACCGUAUCGUUGGCAACGGCGGGAAUGGAAUUGACUGAUACCUUGGAACUACGAGCUAAGACUCCACCAAGACCUCUUCAACUUCCAGGUCUUCCCACCAAAGUGUUUGUUUACGCCACUGGAGCUGGAUGUGCUACUGUACAGGGAACAAUUUCAUAUUCGACUUACGCACCGAAACCAGAAAAUGCAUUGCUAAAUAUUCAGACGGCAAUCAUUGAAGAGAUUCGCCCAGAGAGGAGCAGCAUCGAAGAUCUACAAGGAAAUCUGCCAACCUUGAUUAUUAAGACUUGUUUCAAGUGGAAGGCUAAGGAGCCGUCUGGAAUAUUACGUGUGGAAGUAUCACUGUUCUCGGGAUACACACUAACAGCUGUGAACCCGGUAGUACUAGCUGGAGCCACCUUCGCAGAACUUCACUACGGCUCACGCGGAGAAGCAGUUUGGUUCGUCUUCAAUAAUAUCAGCUCAACAUGCCCCAUCUGUGUGACAUACGAGGCGCGAUCAAAAUUCAUCAUAACAAGCCUUCGACCUGCAUUUGCGAAGAUUUAUCCCUCAUCUAGGCCAGACCUCGCAGUGGAAACUUUCUUCCACGCAAACCCCGGAAGUCCACUCCUUAGAGGCAUCACUGAUGACGAUUUUAUAACUUGGUUUGACAAAAAUGGUAAACCAAGUACUAAUAUUGAUAAUAUUUGCGAAUGCGGACGUAUUUGUAGUAGGGACUAUGAGUUUAGGAAACCUAAAAGUGACAAUGUCACGGACGCUACAACUGAAGUAAAUGUUCAGACAACUGAACCUUUUAUUACGAAAAGUGCAACAACGGAAAGUAUAACAACGGAAAGGGUAACAACAAAACAUGUAACUACUCAAAGUGCAGCAACGGAAAGUAUAACAACAGACGGUGUAAAAACGACAAUCGAAAAUGUACCUUAUACCGCUAAUAACGACGUAACUACGACUCAAACUACGAAUAACGACACUUCACAUAAUAUUUUUACUAAUUUAACUUUAGAAAAUCUUGAAACUACCACUAAUAUAGUUAAUACAAAUACUGAUGCUAAUUUAAAAGAAAAACAAGAAUCCACUACUUUUAAAAAUGAUGUCCAUAUUAAAAUCCCAAUAUUCAAGAAUUCUAGUGAAAAACAAAUAAACAAUAAUCUUGAACCGCAUUUACUUAGUAAAGACCUUGUGAACAAGAUAUCCAAGUCAAAAUUUUACCCGAAGAAAAUGGAUAUAAAAAAGAAACCUUUACCAAGAAGGAAAGGUACUUUAAAAGCAACAUAUGGAGAUAAACAAGACAAAUACUUUUCGAAAGUUAAAUCAACCGAUAAUCCUAACACAACCACUAUUUUAACAAAUAUUAUUCAAAUUAAUAACACACAAAAUAUUCAUAUUCAAACAACCUCAGAAAGAAAUAACGUAACAGCCUCUCCUAUAGUCAGUUUACCUACGUCACGCCCAGAAACAUCUACAAUAGCUCACACAAUAACAGCAAUCACAAAAAGCAAUAUAAAAUCAGUACACUACAAAACAAAAAAACCAAAAGCCCGUACACAAAUACAAAAACCAAACGUAACCACCAACCAAACGCUCAACACAAAAACAGACGAAAAUAAAACAAAAAUUGAUAAAAUAAAACCGUUAAAGUCUAUUAACAAAGAGAUUCACAAAAUACCGUCAACACCGAUUUCUGAGACUUCAAAAGUUUUGAGUAAUCUUAAAUCAGAAGUUGUACCAGAAAAUAAAGAUGGCUUCGAAAUACUUGACAAAAAUCAUAUUUGGGAGUUGCUCAAAGAAGACCCAGAUGAUAUGAAAAUUGAUAAAAAUAUCGUGAAGGUGUCAAAUUUAAACGAUAAUCGGUCAUUAUAAACUAUAUUGGAUUUAGAAUCCUUAUUUUAUAAACCAUCUCAUUUGACUGUUUGACUAAAUUAAAAUACAGGACAAGUUACGUAUUCAUUCGUUUAAUAAUUUAUUGCGUUUGGAUUGGUAUAACAUUCUUGCUACAACUUUUGGUACUUCUAAACUGAAAAUUUGCUUUAUAUACUUUUACUUGAUACUAAAGCUAGAUUAGGUUUGUAAGUUCACUUUGGAAAAACAAUACGAUUCUUGUAAAAACCUAUGAAACUGGCGAUUUAAGAGAAUUUAAACGAGAAUUAAAAACAACUUCAAAGAUAUCUUAGCACAUGUGUUUGUUAGGAUCGUAUGCACUCAUAUUGUAAAUAUAUAUUAAGAUUGACUUAAAUAAAUGUGCUGUGACGUACGAUAGAUGUGUAUUUUAACUAAUCUCUAAGAUUGACAUUUUUUUAACGACUGAUCACUCAAAGUUACCUCGUUCGGUGGAGUUUGUAAACAUAUAGUUUACAGUUUAUUUAAACAAUUUGGCAAAAAUAGUGGCGAUGCAGUAGAAAAGGUAAGCUUCAAGCUUCAGACGUAGUUCAAGUUAGAAAAGCUAGAUAUAUAAAAAAAAAAUAAGUUAAUUAAAUUUGGUAUCUUAUGCCCAUUUGUGUUUUAAAAUUUGAAAUAUCUCGGAUCAAUACGAUGACCUGCUCUGCAUAAAUUUCUCAACAGAAAACUGUUUUUAAGUUAACGUUUCUAACGUUUUUUCGGAUUUAUAACUUCGCUUUGAGGUUCGGAUUCAAUAGUCCAAAGGUUGUAAAGUUAGUCUUAAGUUGUAAAUAUCAUCCAAAAAGAUGCCAAAAAUCCUUUCUUUAGAUUGUGUAACCCUUCGUAGUCCCUUAGGAUUGUAGCGUUCUAGUGUGUAAUGCGAGUGCCCCAGAAUUUCCAUCCGUCUAUACUAUUCUUCUAUCUAUUGUACUUAAAUCGUAGUUACCGGCUUUGUAUACAAAGGCGUGCUGACAAGGUUCAACAUUAAUAUAACCAAUAUUUAUGGAAUAGACAUUAACGUCAUCAAAAUCUGUUUAUAAAACUGACAAAACUGAAACAUGAUAAUUGCUGCUUCAUUUUUAGUCCCCAAUUUUGUUGUCUUUACGAAGUUUCAAACUAAAGUAUUUUUACUUGGAUUCUAUAAUGCAUAAUCUAAUGCUUUACAAACUAUUUUAUUCACUAAAAUACUUCUCACGAUCUACAUAUACCUAGUGUUAGCUGUCUUGCUUUGUAGCACGCCUUUGUCUUUGCCGCCUCACCGUAGAUUUCCUAGAUGUUUUUUUCUUCAUUUAGAUUCAUCAUUACCCUAAUAUAUCUUCACUAGGUUGUCAUCCAUUGUCUUAGUUAAUUUAUUAGAACUAGAUUUUUCGAAUGCUAGAAAUAAUAGUAGUAUUUUUAGUAUAAUUUGACAUCUAUGACCUUGCUCAUUUCAAUUGACUUUGGCAAUCACCAAAAAUGUGUUAAUUUUAAUUUACUUUAAAUUUACCUGUAAGAACGAAAGUAUGAACGUAGAGAAGUUUUUACUAAAGCAACAGUGAAGUUUUAUCACUCAUUCGGUCUUUUGUUAAAAUAACUGUAAUUCUUAGACGUGUAAGCAUAAUGUAAGAAUUGGUUUGUAUUGUAAAUGUACGGUUGUAUCGUCAUAGGUGCUUGUGCGGAGUUCGUCAAUUUCAAAUGUAAAUUACCUUUUGAUCGCAAAUGAAUAUAGUUUUAAACUAAUUUUAUGCUUACAAUUAAGCUAGACAUUAAU
Molecule: messenger RNA, 7560 nt
Organism: Pieris rapae (cabbage white)
Lineage: Eukaryota; Metazoa; Arthropoda; Insecta; Lepidoptera; Pieridae
Product: C3 and PZP-like alpha-2-macroglobulin domain-containing protein 8
Exons: 26
Coding region: 180-5795 (1871 amino acids)
Cellular component (GO): extracellular region
Molecular function (GO): endopeptidase inhibitor activity
Source: RefSeq, a predicted model, not a curated record